GAAAGAGUGCAGAGCCUUGGGAGGAGCUUUGAGACCAGUUUGGAUAUCCUUCAGCAGGCUGAAGUCCCACCUGUCCAGGAGCUGGAUGUUGUCAUACAAGGUAAAAUUAUGAAUGAUACCAUCAUAUUGAUGCCAAACUCCUUGGGAUCUUUAUUUCCCACAGAUCCCAAAGCACUGUGCAGAGCAGGCCAGUGUAAUUUACUGAACCACAUGAAGGCAAAGCAGCUUCCCUGAGCAAGUCCAGUUGCAGAUUUAGGCACAAAACCCAGGAUUCCUGAGUGCCUGUCCAAUGCUCUCUUCAGUUGGACACCCCUCCUAAUAUAGAUGUGUGAACAGAGUGACAUAGCUUCUUCUGUAUCAUCAAAGGCUCCCUAAAAGGGAGCAACUUUCUGUCUUCUUCUUGGGACAACCAGGAUGUGCUCAGUCAGGAGAGAAGUUGUCACCUUGCUGCUCUGUCAGUGCUGGGAGUGACUGUAUUGUUUUCAGAAUGCUCCAGCAUAUCUUUAAUCUUCUCUUGUCUGUUCUGUUUGUGAUUCCUCAAAGCAGUUCCAGGGGCUGAUCCCAAGUGCUCACAGUGUCUGUGUGUGUAAGAGAGAGAGAGAAGAUCUUCCAUUUUCAUGCCUUGCAAAUGUAACUGGCACUGAGCUCUCUGUAGUAAUGGGAGACACAAAGCUGUCUUUUGCCUUCCCAUCCAGUACCACUUCCAAAGGAGGACAAGUCACUGCCUAACCUUUCUCAACAAGUUGUAGGACUGGGAGAAGAAUUCCCCAGGCUUUUGGGUCCUCGUAGCCAUUUCCUUGCUUGAUUCCCCUGAUUAAAGUCCAGUUUUAAGGUCACUGUUGGGGAAAGCAAAAUAUAAGAUUAGUCAGCAAGCUCUUUACAGUCCUGUAUUUAGCAGACCUCUGUGAGACGGUUAACUCUCCACAUACUGUCUUUCCCCCUCAAGAGCCUCCUGCACCCAAACCAGAGGAAAAGGAGCCUCAAGAUUCUAAAGAGUUGCAAUCCAGCUCAGAGCAAACGUAGGUUCUCCCAGCAGUGUAGAGAUACCUGUGUAGCAUCGCAGUGCUUGUAGACCUAGUUGCUGUCCCUUUAUUUCAAGUAAAGUGAUGUUAACCACUAGAAUGCCAAUCUAAUAGAAAACCCCAUGCUGGAUUACCAUUUGUUUUCUUGACUAUCAGCCAGGUUGGAUUUAAGAUGACUGUGACAGCCAUACUGCUGGGGGGAGAGAGCACGGGUGUUGCUCUGAAAGAUAAUAAAGAUGUUGACUGAAAGAUCUACUUUUUUAUUUACUGAACUCUGUCUCUGGUUAUAAGAGAGGAUGGUCCUACUAUAUAGGUUUGAGCCCCAAGGGCUGAAUGGAUACAGAGUCUUGACUCCACUCUGAAUGCAUAAAGGGAUAAUCUCUCUGGGUAUGUAUGUGCUACAUCCCCUGUACGUAAAGGGUGCCCACCCAUUCCUGCUCUCUGGAGAUAGAGGUCCCAAAAGACAUAAUGAGGAGGAGUCCCUGGAGCAGCUUCACCACUGCAUUUCCAGGUGUGUUGUGUGAGUGGCAUGUACUCACCAGCAGUCCUUUGUGAGAGUGCUGGAGAUGUAAUUUAGACACAGCCAGAAGUUAGUACUAGGAUCCUGGCUGACAAAGGGUGUCUUUCUUCACAGCACUAAGGAGGAUGCAUUUUUUUUAAAUGGCUGAGCUUCAAAUACUUGUAGUAGUGUCUUACCUCCAGCUCUCUGACUGUCACCCUUCAGUGGUGUAUGUCAUCACUGAGGCUGUACUUUUCUAACCUUGCUAGUCCUAUCCUGUAGGCUUGACAUUGUUCUGCCCUCCUCCUUGAGCAGCGAAUGUAAUGAGAUACAAGCAGGCAGCAGGGCUACAGGAUCAGAAAGGGGACGUUGGAGAACUGGUAACAGUUCCCUCAUGGUGGAGGAGGAAGAAGUGAGCUAUGCCCAUUUUUUCUCUUUAGUUUAGUUUACUCCAGUAGGAGAGGCUUCAUGUAGCCCAUAGCUCUUCAGUAGCAGGCUUGGCCAACCUUCCUAAAGAACCUCAGAGAGUUCAGACCUCUACCUCCCUUAGGCCACAAGCCCAACCUUUGGCAUUUCCCAUCCUCACAUAUCAGGGUGGGCAUUGCUUGACAGAUAAAGAGAACUUUUGCGAUUUGCUCUAGAUCACAAGACCUUUACUCAAGAUCUGUUAGUGCCAGAGUUGGGAAUUGAACUGGGUUGUCUGGUUUCCUAGUUCAUUAUUCACUGGAUAGCACUGUCUCCAUUCUUACACCUGCCUAUCUGAACCUUCACCAAAGUUUCUGCACCCUUAGUUCUACAAAAAAGGGUGGAGACGUCACAAGAAUGGGCUUUUCCCUAAUUUUUUCACUACUAGUCAAUGUCAACUCAGCAACAAUGAGAUAGAGACUACUUAUUAUUAAUAACUAUUAACGCUCAAGAGAGGUUUAAGUAGCUAACCAGGAGCUGUGGCAGUUCAGACUCCAGCUGCAAAGCAUUUACCCAGGAUACUGGUGGGCUCAUACAGCCCACUUUGAAGCCUGUGUUUCUGUAGCCAGUGUGCUACCAUGAAGCGCAGUCUCACUCCUGACUCCAGUUUUAGAUAGAGCUUCUGCAUUCUGGCUCUGAGUUGUGUGUGUUGAAGGCAAAUUCUAUCCCUUCCUCCCUACACAUUGAAUGGACCGUGGUUCUGAGGGUUAGCCCUGAAUAUGUUCAUUUGUCUCUGAGCAUAAUUCACCAAGGGCAGCAGAGGAAAGGAAAGUGGGUCCACUAUGGUUGUAGUGAGGAUGUAGGGAGAGCUGUUAUGACUGUGUGUGUUCUCUUUCUGCAGGUUUGGAAGCGGAGUCAUUAACUGGCUAGUGCAGGGUUUUGAGAAAAUGGUACCUCAGCCAGAGAAAAAGCCUGAGGAAGCAAAGGAAAAGAAGCCUGAGGAGACUGCCAAAAUAGAAGAACCAAAGCUGGAGCCUAAACCGGAACCGAAGCUGGAGCCCCCACCAAAAGAGAGUGCCAGUGAAUCUCUAACUACACAAGAGGCAACUGCAGCUAGCCAGCUGGGGCUUGGAGUCUCUUUUUUCCCUUGGGCUCUAGGCGGUGAUGGUAGUAGGAUGUUUGACUGGUUUGUUCAGGAACUGGAGAAGAUGGUUCCACAGCCUGUGAUCAAGCAAGCUGAUUCGGAAGGAGAAGUGGUAACUGCGUGCCCAGUGGAGGAGAUUUGUAUCUUCCCUGAGGAGCAGGGAGAGACCAAACUUGCCAUUGAAGACAUUGAAUCCAAUGAAGUUCUAGAAGAGGUGAAACCUUGUGACACUGAGAUGGAACUUAAACUGUCUUCUGCUCCUCUCCCUUCAAUAGAAGAGGAAACUCAGGAGGAAGAAGAGAGGGUUGUCUGUGGUGACUGGUAUGUGUGUCCAGCCCCAGAGGUACCUGCAGCUCAGCGGUUGCAGACAUCCUAUUUCCAGAAUGGUAGCGAGGAGGAAGAAACCAAGACUGCAAAAUUCCUGCCUCACUCUUGUAUUAUUUUUAAUGAGGACGUGGGUGAGCAUUCUUUUGCAGUAGCUGCUCCAGAUAGUUACCAUAUAGAAGAAGAACAAGUGAUUGAGUUCAGCGCUGCUGCUUCAGAUGUUUGCCAGCUAGAACAUGACCAGCCAAUUGAGUUCAGUGUUGCUCCAGAUGUUUGCCAGCCAGAAGAUGACCAGCCAAUUGAGUUCAAUGAUGCUCCAGAUGUUUACCAGAUAGAAGAAGAGCAAGUGACUGAGGUCAAAGACCCGUUGAUAAAGGUGGAAGAAGUGCAAGUAGAACCUGAAUUGGAGCCUGCUGGAACAGAUACUGAAGGGCCAUCAUCAAUUACCUACCCCAUUGUCAGCAUCAAGGAUGCGGAUGCCCAAGGUGAGGCUCCAGCAGAAGAGAAAAGUCACCCUCCUCUGCAGCUACCCUCUGAUAAUGUAUCCCAAAUGCUCACUGUACCUGGCCGGCCAGGAUCUAGUAGGAAGAAGCACGAAUCCCGUGAUGACACCCUGGAGGAACUCACUUUUACCUCUCCACUGCCAUCCCCAUCCAGAGACUGGCAAGGAAGUAUGCCAGAUCACAUGGGUUCACCAACUAGCCAGAGCAGUGCAAUCAUCAAUGACCGGCUGCAGGAGCUAGUGAAGCUCUUUAAGGACAGGACUGAAAAAGUGAAGGAGAAGCUGAUUGACCCAGAUGUUUCUUCUGAAGAUGAAAGCCCCGUGGCAUCCCCUGCCAAGAAAAAGCCUCCAGAACCACUGCCUCCACCCCCUGCUGAAUUAAAACCUGAAGCUGCAAAAGUUGAAGAGGAGGAGCAUUACUGUGAGAUGCUUUGCUGCAAAUUCAAACGCCGUCCCUGGUUUGACAUCUUGAAGAAUUACCAGUUCCCAAGUAGCAUAGACCCUCUCACCAAUCUGAUGUACGUGCUGUGGCUGUUCUUUGUUGUAAUGGCCUGGAAUUGGAACUGCUGGCUGAUUCCAGUCCGUUGUACCUUUCCAUACCAGACACCAGAUAACAUCCAUUACUGGCUUCUUAUGGACUAUCUCUGUGACCUCAUCUACCUUCUGGACAUCCUUGUCUUUCAGGCCCGCCUACAGUUUGUCAGAGGAGGAGACAUCAUUUGUGAUAAAAAGGAAAUGAGAGAAAACUACAUGAAAACUGAACGCUUCAAGAUGGACUUGAUCUCCCUCAUUCCUCUGGAUAUAUUUUACUUCAAAGUUGGCGUAAAUUCCCUCUUACGUUUGCCUCGCUGUUUAAAGUACAUGGCUUUCUUCGAGUUUAACAAUCGACUUGAAGCUAUUCUGAGCAAGGCAUAUAUUUACAGAGUGAUAAGGACCACAGCCUAUUUACUCUACUGCUUACAUGUGAACUCUUGUCUAUACUAUUGGGCAUCGGCAUUUGAAGGGCUGGGUUCUACACACUGGGUGUAUGAUGGGGAAGGAAACAGUUAUAUCCGCUGUUAUUACUGGGCUGUCAAGACCCUGAUUACCAUUGGAGGCCUCCCAGACCCUCGAACUCUGUUUGAAAUAGUCUUCCAGCUUGUGAACUACUUCACGGGAGUCUUUGCCUUCUCUGUUAUGAUAGGUCAGAUGAGAGAUGUAGUUGGUGCCGCUACAGCAGGACAAACUUAUUAUCGGAGUUGCAUGGACAGUACCAUUAAGUACAUGAACUUCUACAGAAUUCCCAGAGUUGUUCAGAACCGGGUCAAAACAUGGUAUGAAUACACAUGGCAGUCACAAGGCAUGCUAGAUGAAACCGAGCUGUUGGUGCAGUUACCUGAAAAGAUGAGGCUGGAUAUUGCCAUUGAUGUGAACUAUGCUAUAGUCAGUAAGGUGGCGCUCUUCCAGGGCUGUGAUCGGCAGAUGAUUUUUGACAUGCUGAAGAGGCUCAAGUCUGUUGUUUACUUACCUCAUGACUACGUAUGUAAGAAGGGGGAAAUUGGCCGAGAGAUGUACAUUAUACAGGCUGGACAGGUGCAGGUGCUUGGAGGACCUGAUGGCAAAACUGUGCUUGUGACACUGAAACCUGGGUCGGUGUUUGGAGAAAUCAGCUUGCUGGCAGUGGGAGGUGGAAAUCGCCGCACAGCAAAUGUUGUGGCUCAUGGAUUCGCUAAUCUUUUCAUUCUGGAUAAGAAGGACUUGAGCGAAAUUUUGGUGCAUUAUCCUGACUCAGAGAAGCUUCUGCGUAAGAAAGCAAAGAAAAUGCUGAAAAACAACAAUAAACAGAAAGACGAAAAAGGAAUGCCCAAAGAGACGCUCAUCAUUCCACCGAGACCUGGGACACCUAAACUCUUCCAAGCGGCUCUGGUAGCUGCAGGAAAGAUGGCAAGGAAAGGAAAGCUUGCCCACAUCAGGUGGAAACUAAAAGAGCUGAAAGCAAUGCAGGAAAUGCAGGAGGCAGCUUCCGCUCCAGUUCCACCAAAAUCACCAAUGCACCAUCGAUCCCCAUUGGCCUCCCACCGCAAGUCAGAAGAACAACAAACUGAGGAAGUUGUCACUGUGACGGGAGAUGAUUCGGUCUCUUUCCGCAUGACUCCUGCCCCACAAAGUGGGGAACAGAUUCUCACUGUUGAGGUUGUGGAGCCAGAAGAAAAGAAAUGAAAAAAGCAAAUGAUUGCCUCUCUCCUAGAAAACUGCUGCCAUGUAUUUCAGCUCAGCCAAUGUGUCAGAUGGAAAAAGGUUUCUGUACAAUGGCUAGAGGCUUUGCUAACUAAGCUAAUUUGAUAGGCUCUGCCUUUCUUGUGUACUUAGUCCACAACACUACUGUUGAUGAAGCUCUGCCACAUAAUUUAGAAGGGUAC
This is a messenger RNA of Gavialis gangeticus (Gharial), 6295 nucleotides long. RefSeq names its product cyclic nucleotide gated channel beta 1 (gene CNGB1). Gene Ontology annotation, biological process: retina homeostasis; monoatomic cation transmembrane transport. Gene Ontology annotation, molecular function: cGMP binding; intracellularly cAMP-activated cation channel activity; protein-containing complex binding. The transcript has 28 exons. Bases 2874 to 6095 code for a protein of 1073 amino acids. NCBI's taxonomy places the organism in Eukaryota, Metazoa, Chordata, Crocodylia, Gavialidae. The record is from RefSeq and is a predicted model, not a curated record. Gene Ontology annotation, cellular component: photoreceptor outer segment; plasma membrane; intracellular cyclic nucleotide activated cation channel complex.